GACUCUAUCAAUGGAGGGAGUCCUACUUGGUCGUAUAUUAUCGAGAAUAUAAUUAAUUAGGGUUUGAUCCACACGAAUCUAUCUUCUCAAACCUCCUACUCCUCCACUUUCUUCUUUCUGAAACUCUGAUUAGGUAGAUCAACUGGACCGCCUUCUAAACAUGGCGGGAAUUCCUACUAGAAGAUCCAAAAGAAUACAAAGUCGCACCAAUGAUGGUGAAGUUGCUGCAAGAAGAUUUACCACUCUCAGGGAACAGAUCAGUAUCGGCAACAACAAUAUAGAGGUUGUAACAAGACCCUGGUCUGAUCUGCCUGCAGAACUCCUGUCACCGAUUGCUGAUCAAUUACGACUAAUCGAGCUUCUGAGUUUUCGUGGCGUCUGCAAAGAUUGGAAAGCUGCUGCUUCCACAGCAUCGGCUAAGAUCGAAGGCUCACCCCAUAGUGAACCCUGGCUUCUACUCUAUGGGGAAAAUUCACAAUGCCAUUUAUACGAUGAAUCUAGAAAGAGGUACACAAUGAGCAUACCCAGACUGGAUGGAGCAACCUGCAUUGCAUCAAACCAGGGAUGGCUGCUCAUGUUUGUAGAGGGCUCAAUGUUCUUUUACUGCCCCUUCUCUGAUGCAAAGAUAGAAAUUCCCAAGUUUCCCCAUUCCAUACUUUCCAGCCAUGCUGCAGCGUUUUCCUCUGCUCCAACUACUCCCGAAUGCAUUGUUGCUGUGAUGCAUCGUGACACUGAGUCUGUAUUGGAGCUAAAUGUGCUUCGCCGUGGAGCUAACACCUGGAACAAGCGCAAACUCAUCAGCACCCGACCUAACCUUGGCGUGUUAGGAAGUGCCACUUAUAGAGAUGGAACUUUCCACUUUUGGGACAAAAUAAAUGGAUUACUUGCCUUCUCUGUCAAGGAUGAGAGCAUUGUGAAGUACACUGUUGUUGUCAGGAAUGAGCUUUCUAAAAACACAGCUGCUUUACCAUAUAUACCAUAUAUUCAUGAGAAGACUCGUUUUGAGGGAAAUGACAUGAGGAAAAAAGUGGGGUUGGGGAAAGAGGUUUCAGUGUCUGUUUGCGGAACAACAGUAAAGCAUGAUUAUGGAGCUGACAAGAUUAUUUUUAGUGAGGACAUUGAUGCUGCUGAAGAAUCAGAAAGCCAUCACCUCAAAGGCGUAUGGAUUCAACCAAGAUUCUUCAACAUCUCUCCAAAUCAGAGCUGGUCAGUUUGAGUCCUUUUUUCAU
Juglans regia (Persian walnut) is the source of this 1229-nucleotide messenger RNA. Its product is annotated as F-box/kelch-repeat protein At1g57790-like. NCBI's taxonomy places the organism in Eukaryota, Viridiplantae, Streptophyta, Magnoliopsida, Fagales, Juglandaceae. The record is from RefSeq and is a predicted model, not a curated record. Bases 161 to 1216 code for a protein of 351 amino acids. Gene Ontology annotation, molecular function: protein binding. The transcript has 2 exons.